Molecule: messenger RNA, 5581 nt
Organism: Ochlerotatus camptorhynchus
Lineage: Eukaryota; Metazoa; Arthropoda; Insecta; Diptera; Culicidae
Product: probable multidrug resistance-associated protein lethal(2)03659
Exons: 7
Coding region: 754-4935 (1393 amino acids)
Biological process (GO): transmembrane transport
Cellular component (GO): membrane
Molecular function (GO): ATP hydrolysis activity; ATP binding; ABC-type transporter activity
Source: RefSeq, a predicted model, not a curated record
GCCGGUCAGUUAUCCGUCUUUCCGGUAGAUGGUCAGCGAGUGUGGAAGUUGGCUUCUGCUUUUUCGUGUGAUUGCUGUGCUAUCGCGAUGUCGGUAGUGUUCUUAUUGUUUGCCUCGGUAUUAUGAAGGACGUUGUAUAGGUGAUUAGAAGUGAUUGUCGGAUUAGUAGACGGAGACACAAUAGAACCGAUUGUCUGUGUUGAACCGGCCUUGGAGAAUCGGUGGAUAGGCAAGGUCUCGUUUUAGUAGAUUGAUCAAUCAUCGUUCGGUCGGUCGCCAGCGAGCGAGCGAGGAAAAUAGCGGAAUUUAUCUCAUCCGAGGCAGUCCCGAGGAAAAAUUCGCUUCGAUGACACAACAUCACUCAGUACCUGUGCGUGUGAUCUCUUAUCUGCCCUAUUGAAUCUGUCUCCAAUAGCAGCAGCGAGAUAGCUAUUAGCUUCGUUGUUCUGGAAGGUGCGACUGCUGCUGCCAAGGGGAUUUUUUGGCAUCAGUGUCUCGUGGGAAGUGAAGGCAAGUCAAACUAAAACCGGUUCCUGCCCCAAAUUCUGCGACUAGUUUCGUGGUGCGGUUGAUGCGAAUAAGCUCGUAGUAGUCGGGAAGAGGAAUAAGAAGGAUUUGCCGUUCCUGUUUGGUGGUGUGAAAAACUCCGAAUACGUUUUCCCGGACUGAAGGAACAAUCGUUGGGUGUGAAGAUCAAUACACUAACCGGCACCGUACCACUUGCUUCCUUAUCGUUGCAGCACUGGCCAAGUUAUGGAGGGGACCAAGCAACCGGUUGCGCUUCCCGUGUGUCCCGCACAGCAUGCAAGUUUCCUGUCCUACAUCGUGUUCGGCUGGGUGCUGCCCAUCUUCUACAAAGGCGGCAAGAAAGAACUCGGUCCCGAGGAUCUCUACCAACCGCUGACGACCCACAAGUCGAGCAACUUGGGCAACCGUAUAUGCCAUGCGUGGGAAGAAGAAGUCGCCAACAAGCGUAGCAAAGGCAAGGAACCCAGCCUGAUGAGAGCCGGCUUCCGAGUGUUCGGCUGGAACAUCGUUUCGCUGGGACUGAUCCUACUGGUGCUAGAGUUGGCAUUCAAGGUGACUCAACCCAUCUUCCUCGGUGCACUGGUGGCGUACUACUCGAAACAGAAUGGUGACAUCAACGAAGCGUAUCUGUACGCGGUAGCCGUUGUCCUGUGCAGUGCCAUCAGCGUACUGUUCAUGCACUCGUACAUGCUUUCCCAGCUGCAUCUCGGAAUGAAACUACGAGUAGCUGCCUGCAGCAUGAUCUACCGGAAGUCUCUCAGGCUGAGCAAAACCGCUCUCGGCGAUACCACCGCCGGACAGGUAGUGAAUCUCCUCUCGAACGACGUCGGCCGGCUGGAUUUGGCCGUACUGUUUGUGCACUAUCUGUGGAUUGGACCGCUGGAAACGAUCGUUGUUACGUACCUCAUGUACCGGGAGAUUGGCAUUUCCGCGAUAUUCGGUGUCAUAUUCCUGCUGAUGUUCAUCCCACUGCAGGCGUACUUGGGCAAGAAGACUUCGGUGCUGCGUCUGCAGACAGCACUGCGAACUGACGAGCGAGUGCGGCUGAUGAACGAGAUCAUCCAGGGCAUACAGGUGAUCAAGAUGUACACGUGGGAGAAACCGUUUGCCAACCUCGUCGAGCUGGCCAGAAAGAAGGAAAUCAAAGUGAUCCGCUACGUCUCGUACAUCCGGGGUACCCUGUUGUCCUUCAUCAUGUUCACCACGCGCGUUUCGAUCUUCAUCAGCUUGAUUGCCUACGCCCUGCUGGGCAACUUUGUCACGGCCGAGAAAGCCUUCACCAUCACCGCGUACUACAACAUCCUCCGUGCUACGAUGACCAUCUUCUUCCCGCAGGGUAUUGCCCAGUUUGCCGAAGCGAUCGUCUCCAUCGGGCGUAUCCAGAAGUUCAUGAGCUACGAAGAGGUGGAAGGCGUCAUCGGUGUGUCGAUGAGUGAUCCCGAGAAAAGCGACGAAGACAGCUUGCUGGACAGCAGUGUCAGUGAAGAUGUGAAAGCCCCAGAUCAGAACAAGAUGAUCAAACACUCGGAAUCGGACGGCUUGAACGAGAAUUCGCAUUCGCAGCAGCACCUGUCCGAGGCUGGAGUGAUUGUGGACUCGGCAACGGCUCGAUGGGAUCCGAAAGCAUCGGAGUACACUUUGGAAGGGGUGAAUCUGCACGUGCAACCUGGUACGCUGGUGGCUGUGAUUGGACCGGUAGGAGCCGGGAAGUCCAGUCUGAUACACGCGAUCCUCGGGGAGCUACCACUGGAAGGUGGCAGCAUCAAGGUGAACGGUGAUAUCUCGUAUGCCUCACAAGAACCGUGGCUGUUUUCGGCGACCGUUCGACAGAACAUUCUCUUUGGACUACCCAUGGACAAGGAACGGUACAAAAGAGUGGUGAAAACGUGUGCGUUGGAAAGAGAUUUCCAACUGUUUUCCAAUGGAGACAAGACAGUGGUGGGUGAGAGGGGAGUAUCCUUGUCCGGGGGACAGAAGGCACGUAUCAGUUUGGCUCGGGCGGUGUACCGACGGGCUUCGAUAUAUCUUUUGGACGAUCCACUGAGUGCCGUGGAUUCCCAUGUGGGACGUCAUCUGUUCGACUACUGUAUGCGAGAUUUCCUGAAGGGGAAGGUGGUUGUCUUGGUGACUCAUCAGUUGCAGUACUUGCAGAAUGCUGACCAGAUUGUGAUACUGAAACACGGCAAGGUGGAAGCCGUGGGAAGCUACGAAAGUUUAAGGGAAACGGGUUUGGAUUUCGCCCAACUGCUGGCAGCUCCCAGUGGAAAGGAGGACGACGACAGUACCGAUACGGAGUCGUUCAAACGAUCCGGUAGCUUGUACAAACGGCAAAACAGUGAAUCAAGUGUAGAUUCUGCAACUAUCGACGCGGAUAAAGAAGCUCCGCUGGCGAACGAGGAAAAAAGGCAGGAAGGGGCCAUUGGGUAUGGCGUAUACAAAGCGUACUUCAAAGCAAGCGGAGGCUAUGUGAUCGUUCUGAUGCUGUUGGCGGCCUUUAUCCUCUCGCAAUUGGCGGCUUCCGGUGGAGACUACUUCCUGACGUAUUGGGUGAACAAAGAGGAGUCCCGAAUCAGCACGGUGGACACCGACGUGCCAGCGAGUGCCGAUGGACUCAAUUCAACGGAUGCCUUAGAUUUGCUAGAUGUACGGAACGUGACGGAUAUCGUUGCUUCGAAUUCUACGGGCAAUGCAAUUACGGAUGUUUUCAGUGGACUAUUCGACACAAUCCGCCAGUUUACUAGUUCGGAAGACGACGAACGAUUGAUUGACAUCUACAUUUUCUCCGCUCUGACGAUUGCAACCGUGGUUAUCACGCUGAGCAGAAGCAUGUUCUUCUUCCAGGCCGCCAUGCGCGCUUCCCGCAGACUUCACGACGCCAUGUUUAACGGUAUCACCCGUGCCACCAUGUACUUCUUCAACACGAAUCCAUCCGGACGAAUUUUGAACCGUUUCUCCAAGGAUAUGGGCCAGAUUGACGAGUACCUACCGUCGGUGACGGUGGAUGUGAUUCAGAUUUUCCUCUCCCUGCUCGGUAUCGUCAUCGUGGUGGCCAUCGUCAAUCCGUACAAUUUGAUUCCCACCGUUGUGAUUGGGAUCAUUUUCUACUUUAUGCGAGAAUACUACCUGAAAACGUCCCGCAAUGUGAAAAGAGUGGAAGCUACUACCCGAUCUCCGAUCUACUCGCAUCUAUCGGCCUCGCUGUCGGGCCUGUCAACCAUCCGUGCCUUUGGGGCGGAAAAGGUUCUCGUGCGUGAAUUCGACGGCCAUCAGGAUCUGCACAGUUCUUCGUUCUACCUGUUCAUAUCGACGUCGCGUGCCUUCGGUUUCUACCUGGACGUAUUUUGUGUAAUAUACAUAGCCAUUGUUACGCUAACGUUCUUCAUCAAAAAAGACAGCGGCGGAAACGUGGGCCUUGCCAUUACCCAAGCCCUGGGUAUGACCGGAAUGGUCCAGUGGGGAAUGCGCCAAUCUGCCGAGCUGGAAAAUACAAUGACUUCGGUCGAACGAGUGGUGGAAUACGAUACGGUAGAUCCGGAACCGGCUCUCGAAGCUGAAGGGGAUAAGAAACCGCCGAAAGAAUGGCCCCAGGAGGGUCGAGUUAAGUUCGACAAACUUUCGCUGCGAUAUCAUCCGGAUUCGGACACGGAUCGGGUGCUGAAAGAACUGGAUUUUGAAAUUCAACCACGUGAAAAAGUCGGAAUCGUCGGACGCACCGGUGCGGGCAAAUCGUCCCUUAUCAAUGCCCUCUUCCGGUUGUCGUACAACGAAGGUUCGAUCGUCAUUGAUACACGCAACAUUCACGAGAUGGGACUGCACGAUCUGCGUGGAAAGCUCUCAAUCAUUCCGCAGGAACCGGUACUAUUUUCCGGAAGCCUACGCUACAAUCUGGAUCCAUUCGACGAGUAUCUCGAUGAGAAAUUGUGGCGUGCCUUGAAGGAGGUUAAGCUGGAGGAAGCGGUCAACGAGCUGCCAUCCGGGCUGUCGUCCAAGAUCAACGAGGGAGGAAGCAACUUUAGCGUCGGCCAACGGCAGCUGGUUUGCCUGGCGCGGGCAAUCUUGCGGGAGAAUAAAAUUCUGGUGAUGGAUGAGGCGACGGCCAACGUGGACCCACAGACGGACAAAUUGAUUCAGCAAACUAUUCGGGACAAGUUUGAUGACUGCACGGUACUGACGAUCGCCCACCGAUUGAACACGGUCAUGGACUCGGAUAAGGUAUUGGUAAUGGACGCCGGGCGUUGUAUCGAAUUUGGAACACCGUACGAACUGCUAACAGCCCAGGAUGGCCCGAGGAUAUUCUACGGAAUGGUCAAGCAAACCGGGAAGAGCACAUUCGAUAGCUUAUUGAAAAUUGCCAAGGAGACUCACGAGAAGAAGCACCAUACGGAUAGUGAACAAACUGCUACCUAAAAUCUUUAUCUCGUAAGGUUUUACGCAUCCGUCUCAUCUCAUCGUUAUCGAUCUUCACUUAAUAAAGUACUACUUAGUAGUAUACACAUAUUGAAUCUAAGCUAUAGCCUAAGUGUGAAAUUUACAGAACUGGUUAAUUGAAUUGUGUGCCUGAUUACAAGUGCUACUUAAUGAACAACUUCUAGAUACCGAUAUACAUUAUAAGUACAAAGCAGAUUGAAUUAUUGUUCAUCUUUAGAAGAGACCAAACAAAGUGGUAGCUGCGGAAACUGAAAUUAGCGAUCUUACUUAAGUCUGGCGCUAAAGGUCUGUUUACUGGAUAGUGAGAAAUUUAAAAAGUUUAUAAUGCAGGGUUUGUCAGUUCCACAGUUUGACCGAAUCGAUAAACAUAUCAAAAACAGCUUAAUUUGUUACUUAAGUAUUGAUUUUUAUUUUGUUUUGUUAUGCUUUACCCGUGGCAUGCAUCCACUUGGUAGACUGUCACUUAUAUGUAACUAUGUUCGUACUUUGAGUUUAUUAAAAUUUCGCCCGAAUCUGCUGAAAUUAGCAAUUGAAAGUUUAGUUUUUCGAUUUACCUAUCACAGUGUCGCAGAUUUAUUUUUAUGAUAGUUUAAUAAACAUGUGUUCAAUAAAAAAAGAUUUCCAA